GCUAUUUGAACGCCUUCAUUUCGUUCUUCACUGCCUCUGUAAUCUCUAUCCCCCCCUCCCCCCUCCGCCGAAGCUCCUCGACGAUUAGCGAUGGUUUUUGUCAAAGCCCAGAAGUCAAGAUCCUACUUCAAGAGGUUUCAAGUUAAAUUCAAACGAAGGAGAGAGGGAAAGACAGAUUACCGUGCUAGGAUCCGUCUGAUUAAUCAGGACAAAAACAAGUACAACACCCCAAAAUAUCGAUAUGUUGUGCGAUUUACCAACAAGGAUAUAGUUGCACAAAUCAUAUCUGCAAGCAUUGCUGGGGAUAUGAUUCUUGCAUCAGCUUAUGCUCAUGAGCUUCCCCAGUAUGGUCUCAAAGUUGGGCUUACAAACUAUGCAGCAGCUUAUUGUACGGGGCUUCUGUUGGCUCGUCGAGUUUUGAAAAAGCUUGAAAUGGAUGAGGAGUAUGAAGGAAAUGUUGAGGCAACUGGAGAAGAUUUUUCUGUUGAACCUGCAGAUAGCAGGAGGCCAUUCCGUGCUCUUCUUGAUGUUGGUCUUAUCCGAACAACCACUGGCAACCGUGUUUUUGGUGCCCUUAAGGGAGCCUUGGAUGGUGGACUUGACAUCCCUCACAGUGAAAAGAGGUUUGCUGGUUUUAGCAAGGACGGUAAGAGCCUUGAUGCUGAUGUUCAUCGCAAGUACAUCUAUGGAGGGCAUGUUGCUGCCUACAUGAAUACUUUGAUGGAAGACGAACCAGAGAAGUACCAGACCCACUUCUCCGAUUACAUCAAGGCUGGUGUUGAACCAGAUACCAUUGAAGAACUUUACAAAAAGGUUCAUGCCGCUAUUCGUGCUGAUCCUAACCCCAAGAAAACUGAAAAGCAGCCACCUAAAGAACACAAGAGAUACAACCUCAAGAAGCUUACCUACGAUGAGAGGAAGCAAAAGCUUAUUGAGAGGUUAAAUGCGUUGAAUGCUGCUGCUGGGGGAAAUGAUGAUUCAGAUGAAGAGGAUGACGAGUGAGAAUCGAAUUGAAUGGAAUCGAGACAUGUUGGCAUUUUGGUAUGUUUAGGUCAAAGCGACUAAAAGCUUGUUUUGUUCUAAUUUUUGUUUAGAAUCAGAUACCAGUUCCAUCUUGAGGAAUGUUAAGUGUAAUGCUGAACUUGUUUUAUUUGUUUUGAAAUUGUGGUAGUUUUUUGUUCAAGACUUGUUUUUGGUGUUCAUUUUAUUGAAUAUUUUCAAUAUCGCU
Messenger RNA from Cynara cardunculus var. scolymus (artichoke), 1228 nucleotides. Its product is annotated as 60S ribosomal protein L5. The record is from RefSeq and is a predicted model, not a curated record. NCBI's taxonomy places the organism in Eukaryota, Viridiplantae, Streptophyta, Magnoliopsida, Asterales, Asteraceae. Gene Ontology annotation, molecular function: structural constituent of ribosome; 5S rRNA binding. Gene Ontology annotation, biological process: ribosomal large subunit assembly; translation. Bases 91 to 1002 code for a protein of 303 amino acids. The transcript is spliced from 9 exons. Gene Ontology annotation, cellular component: cytosolic large ribosomal subunit; ribosome.